AUGUUAAUCGAAGAACAAAAUGUCGAUCAAAUAAUUACAACAAUUCGAACACUUCAUCAAACGACUAUUGAUCAACGACAAUGUGAUUUAACUGAAUAUCUUAUUGAAUUUUUUCAAUUUAUUAAACAACAAGAACAACAAACAAAUUUAUCCAAUAUAUUUUAUUUAUUAACAAAUCUUUUACGUGAUUAUAUUGAUCGUGCUGCAUUAAAAGUUGAAUUUCUUAAAGCAAAAUGUUUAGAAACAAUUUAUGAAAUAUUAACUAAUGAAACAAAUGAUGAAAAUAAUAUUAUAUCAAUUCUUCAAUUUGUUUCUGAACUUCUUGUUAAUUCAGAAAAUAUUCAAGAACAAUUUCUUAAUUUUAAUGGUUAUGAAAAAAUAUUUCAUUUUCUUUAUCAUGUACAUACACCGACAAUGGAUUUUAUUAAUCAAUUACUUAUACUUAUGACAGAAAAAACUGUAUUACAAGUUGACGAUUCAUUGACACCUGUUGAUAUAUUUGUUCAUUUGAUUAAUCCGCAUAUAACUGUUAUUUUAAUACAUUGGAUACCAUAUUUAACCAAUACAUCUCAUCAACAUCAUAUUAUACAUUCAAUACAUAUAAUUGUAUCACGAUCAUUACAAAAUAAAAUGAUGGCUUGUUCACAUGAUAUUAUUUACUCUUUAAUUGAUAUACUUUUCUCAAUUAAAUUGCAUGAUAAAAUUUUGCUUGAUAAUAUUUUUUCAAUAUUAGAAAAAUUAGCACGUUUUUCUAUAAGUGCAAAAGAAAUUUGUCAUAUUUGUCAAUUAUUCAAUGAAAAUACGUUAUUUAAAAAACAAUUAUUACGUAUUUUAAUUACAGCAGCUAAACAUGAUGAUCCUGAUACACAAGCAAUUUCAUCAUAUUUUGAUUUACAAAGACCAAAUAGUGGCAUCAUUUUGCCAGUUAUACGUCGUUGGCCAUCAAUAUCAUCUUCAGCUUUACAUUUUUCAUUUCAUUGUUGGUUAAGACUUAAUCAUGAAAUGGACAGUUAUCCACACAAUGCUCGUCGUCAAAUUUAUUCAUUUUAUUCGGAUUCCAUUGGUCUUGAAUCUUUCAUACAUAACUCAUCAAUAUAUAUAUUAGUUAAUGAUCGUCGUGAGCUUGCUUAUAUGGAAAUAAAUGAAUGCGAUGAAUUAAUGGAUGGUUAUUGGCAUUCAUUAACAAUUAUUCAUACAGCACAACGACCAUCAUUAUUUGUUGCUGCAUUUCAAGCAGUAUCAACAUGUCAUUUAGCAGUCUAUAUUGAUGGUUUAUUAAAAAAACAAACAAAAGAUUUUAAAUAUGUACCUUUAAUCAAUGAUCCAAUAAGUCUAGCUUCAGUUGGUGCAUCUAGCCAACGACCACGUUUAGCAGCAAUGAAUACAAAAAAUGAUUCAUUACCUAUAUCAACAACCAUUGCUAAAACAAUGAAACCAAUUAAAGGUUUAUUUUCACCAAAACCUAAAACUCCUAGUCAAUCUCGAAUAAAUCCAUUACUUCAUGCACAAAAUAUUACAAUAACUGAACCUAAUAGUCAAGAUACUAUUUUUGGAGAAUCAACUAGUUUACAUGGACAAUUAGCUUGUAUUUGGAUUUUAGCGGAAACAUUGAAUGAAGCACAAGUUAAGCAUUUACAUUCAAUGGGUGCCGAUUUUUGUAAUCAACAUCAUCCAAUAACAAGUGGUGAUACUACCAUGUCUUCAACCAUACUCGAUCUACUUUCUACUCGUUCUCUUCUUGUUUAUCAUCCACUAGCAUGUAAUGGUCAAAUUUGUAUUGAUAUAUCAGGUUGUACAUCUCAAAUGAAUGGUCGACUUAAUAAUGGUUCAUGUUUACGUCUUCGUUCAUUUUCUGAAUCAUUAUUAAGUUUAGGUGGUUGUCCCGUACUUUAUCCAUUGUUUGAAAAAUUUCAAGAAACUGAUUGUUUUUAUGCUAUGGAAUCCGAUAAUGCAUCAUCAUCAUCAUCAUCAAAUAAUUGGGAAUCACCAACUGAUUGGAUUAUUGUUCGUAAAGAAUCACAAAAAAAUUUAUCUGAUAUAGAUAAUCGUUUAAUUUCAAAUCCUAUAGCAUCAAUUAUAAAUUUACUUCGUUGUGUUUUGUCAUCAAGAUCAAUGAUAAUUUUAACUGAACAAAUGACAAAACAUUAUAAUGUUGAAUUAUUAGGACAACAUUUAAAUCGUAUAUCAUCAUUGUUUAUUGAUCAACAAUUACUUAUUGCUAUUCAACAAUUAAUUGAAUGUAGUCGAUUAAAUAAAUCAUCUUAUUUAUUAACAAAUCAAUUUAUUCAAUAUAUUUUACUUGAUUUUGGUUUAUGGAAUAAAGCUAAAUAUGAUGUACGAAUAACACAUUUACAAUAUAUUGCAGCUGUUAUAAAAGAUGAAAAAAAAUAUUAUCGAACAAAAUUUGGUGUACAAUAUUUUUUAGAUAUUAUUCGACAACAUUUUCAUACUCCAGAAGAAGAUACUGAUGAGCAAAAAAACUUACGUAGUGCUAUCUAUGGUAUUAUAAAAUAUUUUGUCCAACGUCAUAUACGUAUUGAAGAACUUAAUGCUUUACUUAGUUCAAUAUCAAAUUUAUCAAAAUCAAAUGAUAUUAUAACACAAGAAUUACUUGAUUUCAUUCUUGCAUUAAUCGAUCCACCAUCAACAUCAACAGAUACAACAAUAGGACUUCUUUGUGAACCAAAUAUGACUGAAAGUCUUUAUACUUUAUUAACAUUUAGUAAUUUAACAAGUAAAACAAAAGAAAUCGCAUUAAAAAUUAUUAAAUGUCUGGUGACAUCACGACGUGUACCACAACAAGUACGAACACAAUUAAGAUUAGAAACAAAUCAUAUUGGAUUUGGUGGAAUUACAUCAGAUUUAACACCUGAAGAAUUAACUGUAUCAAUGAUACGAGAAAUUCUUAAUUUAAUAAUUAAUUCUGAUUCAUCAAUUGAUGUUGAUCAACUUAAUAUUGUAUUAAUACUUUGUAGUGCUGCUUCACUUGAUGUUCGUUAUGUUGCUAUGCGUAAAUUAUUGACAUGUUUUAUUCAACAUCCAUCAGUAUGUCAGUCAUAUGCUAAAUGUCAUGGUUGGCAAGAAACCUUAGCACAUUUUUUUGUUAAAUCUCGUCGUUCAAUAUCAAUGCAAUUAUCUCAAUAUUUAACAUCAUCAAACGUAUCAAAUGACGUUCCUACAACAAGUACAGCAGAUCAAAAUGUUGAUUCUAGUAGAAAAAAUUCUAACGACGCAAUUAUUGAUAGUAGUAAUCGUCGUGCUUCAUUAAUGCCACCACAAAUAUCUGAAACAUUAUUAAGUCCACAAUAUUUAACACAAGAAAGAUUUACACAACAACUUGAUUUAUCACCAUCUAUAGAUGAAAAUACUCUUAUAAAUUUCUCUAAAAGAUUUGCAUCACCAAGACCAUCAAUAGCAUCCGAUUCAGCUUUUACAACUACGAGUGCUCUUAGUGAUAAUAAAGAAACAACACCAGAAUUUUUUCGAGGACUUAGUGAUGAUUUUCAACAAAAUACAAUUGGAACAAGAAUGUCAUCAUUAAGAUUAUCUUCAACUAGUCAUGAAGAUCUUAUUUCAUUAGCGAAAAAAGAAAAUUCAACUGAUGAUUUUACUUCAAUGGCUGAUAGCAGUGGUAGUCUAUGUCAAUUACCAAGAACAAUUACUAUUACAAGUAUAAAACAUCUUUAUAGUGAUGAAGAAAACAAUUUGCAGUCUGGACGACUUGGUCCCGAAGUUAGGCAGAUUUUAGGUUGGCUAAUUGGUGUAACAAGUACAGAAGAUGUAUCAUUUUUUGUUCCGUCACCAACUAGUCCAGAAGAUGGUGGUCUCCUUGAAGAACUUUGCGAAACACUUAUAUUAACAAUAGUUAUGGUUUUAUGGAAAGGUAUAACUGGUUCUGAUGAUGAAGCUUGGAUGAUUCGUAGUCAAAUUUUUUCAGCACUACGUUAUCUUCAUCGCGAUUAUGAAUUUUAUUUACCAAUAGUUUAUAUUGAACGACGUAUACUUGAAUUAAGCAUGGAAACAUGUUUAAAUGAUCUCAAAUCAAGUGGAGCAUAUCAAGGUUAUGACCGUCUAUAUCGACGGCGUAUGAGCCAAAUACGCAAAACAACAUCAAUUUAUGAAAAUAAUUGUCGUGAAUUAAUUAAAAUUGUUGAUGAUUUUCUUUCACAAACAACAAAUGUUAAUGAUCGAAUUACAGAAAAUUUCAUUAAUGGAAUUCUUCCAAUAUUAGAUACGAUGCUUAUAUGUGAAGAAAAUGGUACUGGUGAUCAAUCAGAAUCAACACUUGUUUCACAUGAUGAACAUUGGACUGAAACAUCAUUAACUGGUCUUAAUAUUCUUUUAAAUCUUCUUGCUCAUUCAAAUAUAUCAUAUUCUGGUCCAGCAUCUGUUCGUAUACAUUCAUUAUUACAUAGUCGUCCUUUAAAUGGACGUGAAGAAGCUGCAUAUUUAUUAUCUAAUGUAAAUAAAAUCUUUUCAUCAAUAUCAGAAGAUGAAGAUGGUGAACAUUUUGGAUAUUUAAUACCAAUAAUGAAAACAAUUAUUGAUAAAUCUUAUGAAAUUCUUCAAAUGAAUGUACAAAUACCAAAUGUACCAUUACGUAAAGCAACAUCAACAGCAUUAGAUGAUUUUCGUCAAUAUUGCUCAUCAUCGGAUAGUCAAGAAUGGCAAAUGUUUAUUCAACGACAUGUUGAACCACUUGCUGAACAUUAUCGUUCAAUGUCUAUAAAGCCAUUUCAUAUGAAUAUGACACUAUGGUGGAAUAAUUGUCAUGAAAUGAUGAUGAUUGGUAUACAUAAACGAAAUAGACAAAUCGGUGAAGAAAAAUUAAAAUUUCAAGCUCAUAUUGUUGAACAGUGGCAUCAACGUCGUCGUUCUGAUCAACAACGUAUUUUAAAAUUAGCUAAACAACGUCGUAUACAUCAAAUAUAUGUUGAACAAGAAUGGCAAAAUCGAGAAAAAUAUAUAUAUGGUGAACGUGGGCCAUGGUGGAAUGAACAAAAUAGUAAAGAACGUCAUUGGAAAUUAUCUGAUCGUGAAAAUAUUCAUCGUAUGAGAUGUAAACUUAUUGAAAAUAAUGAUUUUAAUAAACAUGAUGAAGCAAGUCGUUUAAGAGAUAAUUUAGGCGUUGAUUCAAUGGAUGAAUCACGUCAAUCGUUACUUGAAGAAAGUUUGAAAAAUAAACAUUUAUUAAUUCAACAGGAAAUUUUACAUGGAAAUUCGUUUGAUGAACAAGAACUUCUAGAUAUUGCAAAUGAAACUCAAGCAUUAUUACUUGAAGAAAAAGAAAAAAUGAUUAUUGGUACACAAUGUUCAUUAAUAACUUCAACAUCAGUAACAGAUGGUAAACUUGAAAUAACAAAUCGAUAUAUUUAUUUUUUUGAUUCAACACCACAAAAAUCUUGUGAAAAAGAUUUUAAAUAUCCAUUAUUAUGGUUACAAGAUGUACAUUUACGUCGUUAUAAUUUACGUCCAUCAGCAUUAGAAUUUUUUCUUCUUAAUCAAACAAAUUUUUUAAUCAAUUUUGAUAAAAAAUUACGACGACAAAUUUAUCAAAAAAUCGUGUCAUUAAAAUUACCUGGAAUGAAAAGUGUCUUUUCCAAUUUAUCGGUAUCAAUAACACCACAAGAAAUUUUAAAAGAAUCAAAAUUAACUGAAAAAUGGGUUACAAGAGAAAUAUCAAAUUUUGAAUAUUUAAUGAUGUUAAAUACAAUUGCAGGACGAACAUAUAAUGAUCUUAAUCAAUAUCCUAUUUUUCCUUGGAUAUUAACAGAUUAUACUUCGGAAGUAUUAGAUAUUAAUGAUCCAAAUAUUUUUAGAGAUUUUUCUAAACCCAUUGGUAUACAAAAUCCAACACAUAUUGAAGAAGUUAGACUAAAAUAUGAAUCAUUCGAUGAUCCAACUGGUAUAAUGAAAAAAUUUCAUUAUGGUACACAUUAUUCAAAUGCUGCAAGUGUUAUGCAUUAUCUUAUUCGAAUGGAGCCUUUUACAACAUUACAUAUUCAAUUACAAAGUGGAAAAUUUGAUAUAGCAGAUCGUCAAUUUCAUUCAUUUCAAUCUGCAUGGUUAAAUAUAAUGGAUUCUCCAAAUGAAGUUAAAGAAUUAAUUCCAGAAUUUUUUUAUUUACCAGAAUUUCUUGUUAAUUCAAAUAAAUUCGAUUUAGGUAAACUUCAAAUUAGUAAUCAAAUAAUAAAUGAUGUUCAAUUACCACCAUGGGCUCACAAUUCACCCGAAGAAUUUAUUCGUAUUCAUCGUUUAGCACUUGAAUCGGAUUAUGUAUCAUCUCAUUUGCAUGAAUGGAUUGAUCUUAUAUUCGGUUAUAAACAAACAGGUCAAGCUGCUAUUGAUGCACUUAAUGUAUUUAUGUAUUGUUCAUACGAGAAAGCUGUAGAUGUUGAUGCUAUUGAUGAUCCAGUAACACGUGAAGCAGUCGAAGGUAUGAUACAAAAUUUUGGACAAAUUCCAUCUCAACUUUUAACUGAACCUCAUCCACAACGGCAAACAAGUGAACAAGCAGCAUUGGAAAUUGAAUCACAAGGGCGUGCUUUAAAUAUAUUUCAAAAUUUAACACAUAUACGAGCUUUUUUUGUUGAAAUAACACCGGCAAAUGAUAAAUUAUGCGAUCCAAUAACAUUUAUUUCUAUACCAAAAAAUCAAGUUCGAUCAUUUAUGCAACAAGGAAUUCCUGAUACACUUAUUACUGUUAGUGUUAGUGGUGUUAUUGGAAAUAAUGGUUGGCAGCCAUAUGAUAAAUCUUUGAGUAACUUUUUUACAUUUGAACGAGAUCCAACAUUACAAACUGAACGUAAUCGACAUAUCAUUGCUGCUCCAUUUUCUCCAUCAUUAGAAAUAAAGUCUCAUUUAUUUGCUGUUUCUCAUGAUGCAAAAUUUGUUUUUAGUGGUGGUCAUUGGGAUUGGUCAUUACGUGUUUAUUCUUUACUUAAAUCUAAAAUGACAAGUUCAUUAAUUCAUCAUACUGAUAUAAUAACAUGUUUAACACUUGAUUCAACUGGAUAUAUUCUUGUGACUGGUUCACGUGAUACCACUUGUGUUAUUUGGAACAUAUCCUUACAAGAUGAUCAUCAUUUAAAUAAUCUAAAUGAUCAAGAAUCUAAUUCAUUUCUUACACCUGAUAUUACACUUUAUGGUCAUACAUCUGAGGUAACAUGUAUUUGUGUAUCAACUGAACUUGAUCUUGUUGUAUCAGGUUCAUUAGAUGGUACUUGCAAUAUUCAUACAGUUGAACAUGGAAUUUAUAUACGAACAUUACGACCAAUUGGUGAUCGAAUUGUUAAUUUACAAUUAUCAAAUGAAAGACAUAUACUUAUUCAAACAGAAAAAGAUGAUACACAUUUAUUUUUAUAUUCAAUAAAUGGUAGUUUGAUUCGAACAAGAAGAUUAGAAUAUAAAAUUGUUGAUAUGCUUUUAAGUGAUCAACAUAUUGUACUUGCUGUUAAUCAUGUCCCAUUAUUACAACAAACAAAUGACACAACGAAUAAAGAAUCAACAAGUUUAAUAGCCGCAAGAAUUGUUAUUAAAGAUAUGUUUGAUAUGAAAACAAUUCAAACAAUUCGUCUUCGUACACAUAUCAAUUGUCUUUAUUUUACAAAAGAUUUUAGUCAUUUACUUGUUGGUGUUAAAGAUGGAAAACUAAUUGUAUUAACAGCUGAAAAGAAAUCUUUAACAAAAAAUGUUACUAAAAAUAAUUAA
This is a messenger RNA of Rotaria sp. Silwood1, 7710 nucleotides long. NCBI's taxonomy places the organism in Eukaryota, Metazoa, Rotifera, Eurotatoria, Philodinida, Philodinidae. The record is from the annotation of a GenBank genome assembly.